AAACAAUCAACUAAAUUGCACUAAAACGUUGGUCUCAGUAAAAUGUAAUAAAGUAUUGCAAAUAAAUUAAAAUAAUACAUUCCAAUUUCUGUAACAGACAUAACAGGAAAAAUCAGGAGUCAAGAUGAUGCAGUUUAUGCUAUUAUUUAGCCGUCAAGGCAAAUUGAGGCUUCAGAAGUGGUACGUGGCUCAUCCAGAUAAGCUAAAGAAGAAAAUAACUAGAGAAUUGAUUACCACAGUGCUAGCUCGAAAACCCAAAAUGUGUUCUUUCCUUGAAUGGAAAGAUGUUAAAGUUGUGUAUAAAAGAUAUGCAUCACUAUAUUUCUGCUGUGCUAUGGAACAAGAAGACAAUGAGCUGCUGACCUUGGAGUUGAUCCAUCGCUAUGUAGAACUGCUGGACAAGUAUUUUGGCAGUGUUUGUGAACUGGACAUCAUCUUUAACUUUGAGAAAGCUUACUUCAUACUUGAUGAACUGGUUCUUGGUGGAGAGCUACAAGAAACCAGCAAGAAGAAUGUCCUGAAAGCCAUCGCUGCCCAGGAUCUUCUGCAGGAGGAGGAGACACCGCAGGGCUUCUUCGAAGACCACGGCCUCGGAUAAGCCGCCGCGCCAUCUGUCCUUCGUUCCGGCAACUCAGCAAAUUCAUUUGCUAUAUAGUAUUAAUAAUCUUAGUAUCUCAUUAAUUGUAACAGUGGCAGCUCUAUUAUGUUUUUUUUUUAUUGUUGCUCAUACAUUUAGCAGCCGUAUCGAUGACGCACGCUAAUGUGAUUAAAUUUUAAUAACAUUCCAUGAAAAGAAAAAAAAAACAAUUCGUGAUAACUUAACGGUCUUAAACUUAACUUGUAUUUAUAAGUGUGUUGUUUUUUAAAGUACGUAAAAUUCAAUGCUUAAAUAAUGGACCUAAUUUCUUGUAGAAAAUAGUAUGCAUGUUAUAGUUUAGGGCUGUCACAGUAUGUGAGCAAUAAAAUAAUAUGUUUUAGUAAUGUAUAGAAGACUUAAAAACAUACUUUCACAUUAAAAAUGUUAAAAACAGAAAGGAUAUUAUUGCAUGGGUGCCAAACAAAAACAAAAAGAACUAUCGACAUUUUCACGGGAACGCGAGCAGACGGAUUGUGUGCGUGUGUUUUAUUUUUCUUCAGUUCUAAAUGCGGAAUAAUGUUAGAAAUCGUUUAGAAUCUGCGAAAUUGAAGAACUGAGAGGAAAACGAAAUAAAGUGACGUGACUUCUCGCGUUCUUUCAAAAGUCCUCGAAAAAAAGGGUCACUAAAAUCUUAUAAGUGACUGGGACAUUAUUUCAAUCUAGCUUUCUCCCUAUAUCCCAGAUAAAUCGUGCUACAAUUUACAUUUCAUAUAAGAAAGCAUGGAAUAAUAAUACAUGAAGAUUCGGCUAAAGCAGUACAUUCUAAUACAUUAAAGAAAUAAAAGAGUAAUAUUACAUAAAACAAUUCUCCCACAAUGUCAUUGUUUGGAACCAAAUAAAUACAAGUAUUUACAUAGAAAAUUAAUUUUCGUUUAAGAUAACGACUCAUACUCGUAUACAAACCAAAGCUAUUUACGCACAGAACUCCAAUCCAAAGCCAAACCUUAUGUACAGCACUGGUUACGUCUUUAUAGUGUAUUUUAGGCUAGAGGUCAGUCACGUGUUGGUACUAGCAUUGGCGAAGUCCAUAGGCAAAUUGCGAGUCGAUAAAACUACUUUUAUAGUCUAUUUAUUUUCAUUAAAUUACUUCAAACGUU
Bombyx mandarina (wild silkworm) is the source of this 1734-nucleotide messenger RNA. It is a transcript of the gene AP-1sigma, whose product is annotated as AP-1 complex subunit sigma-2. The record is from RefSeq and is a predicted model, not a curated record. Gene Ontology annotation, cellular component: AP-1 adaptor complex; membrane coat. Gene Ontology annotation, molecular function: clathrin-cargo adaptor activity. Lineage: Eukaryota; Metazoa; Arthropoda; Insecta; Lepidoptera; Bombycidae. Gene Ontology annotation, biological process: vesicle-mediated transport; intracellular protein transport.